CCAGCUGAGCUGUGCUGACCCGUGCUGAGCAAAGACACUGCAGGAGAGCAAAGAAACACUAGACUGGUGUACCUUUUAGUGCACUCACACAGAUGAAUGAAUAGAUGAACUGACAGACAGACACACUUCUCUCCUCUGGACUCAGGUGCAGGCUCUGGACAGUAUAUCACUAGGUAUCUAUUCUCCAUCUAACGACCUCUAGGACGGAAUCUUUAUCUGUCAUUUUAAUUUUGUAAUCUACGCUUUCGGGAUGUUUUCUCGGGUUAGUUUGAGAUGGACCGUCUCCACCCUGUUCUUUCUCCUCUUCAGUGCUGCUGUCAUGGUGGAGAGUGACUGUCCUACCCAGUGCUCCUGUGGCCCCUCACCCCCAUCGUGCCCAGCAGGCAUUAGUUGGGUGGCAGAUGCCUGUGGCUGCUGUAAGGUGUGUGCCAGGCAGUUCAACCAGGACUGCAGCCCCAGCCAGCCCUGUGACCACAUCAAGGGCCUGCACUGCCACCUGGGGGCUGGGGGAAACCCAGAGAGAGGCCUGUGCAGAGCGGAGGCCCAGGGUCGGCCAUGUGAGUUCAACGGGCGUGUCUACCAGCAUGGAGAGGACUUCCAGCCCAGCUGCCAGCACCAGUGCAGCUGCAUGGACGGGGUGGUGGGCUGCAUGCCACUCUGCCCCCAGCAGGUACCCUUGCCCGACUGGCGCUGCUCCCGGCCAAGGCUGGCACGGCCCUUGGGCCGCUGCUGUGAGGAGUGGGUCUGUGAUGACAACAACCACAUCAGUGAGGACCCAGAGGAACCUCCACAGGCAGCCCUACCCGACCCACAACCCCUCCCAAACCACAUCAAUAACCAGCUCCAGACCCACGCCCAGCCACGCUAUCAGGCCAGCACUGGAGUCACCUUUCGAGAGGUGAUGUCCCUCCCCAGGUCCCAGGUGUUGCUAAGCGCCAGAUGCUUCCCUCAGACCACUGAUUGGACGGAAUGUUCCACCACGUGCGGGAUGGGCAUCUCAAGCCGGGUGUCCAAUAACAACGCAGAGUGUCGGCUGGUCAGAGAGACACGACUGUGUCAGGUCCGCCAGUGUGACCUGCAACUUACCCCAGCAAUCAAGAGGGUAAAGAAGUGCCAGCGUACAGUACGCCCCCAGGAGCCAAUCAGGAUCAACUUUGCUGGCUGCUCCACGACACGCCGCCAUCGGCCUCGCACUUGUGGCUCCUGUGCGGACGGGCGAUGUUGCACCCCCUCACUGACCCGCACCGUCCACCUGCGCUUCCACUGUCCCGACGGAGAGGGCUUCACACGCAACGUCAUGUGGAUCCAGCGCUGCAGCUGCAAGAAGAGCUGCCACAAUCACAGUGCCCCCUCAAGGCCCUCUGUCAGCCUGCACAAUGACAUCCACAACUUCAGGCACUGAGGCAGGCAUAGGAGGAUGCCCAACCCCAGCUUCGACACACUAGACAGGGCUAGGACAUGCUAACCUCUCCCCAUCUUCCACCUACCCUCUGCCCAGGGAUAGCCCUGCCUUUCAGCCCCUUCCUGGACACCAGCCUCUCCCUCCUGCACCAGCGCCAGACUAUGGAAGAGAGAGCCUCGGCUAGGUGGCCGCUCCAUCCAACCAGGCAGAACUAUCGCUUGCACUUUAAGCUUCCUUACACGUUGCCACCAGUUAUCCGACAUGAGAGAUGUGGAGCAACUGCUCUCUGCAGCCAGGCCCAGUGUCCCUUCCCUGUUGAUGACCCAGUCCCUGAACUGUUCUGGUGGAGGAAGGUAAAGCACUGAGCACAACAGACUAUGGAUGGCCUGAUGUCACUUUCUUGAUGUCAUUUUGAAAUUGUGGGUGAAAUAUGUAAAUUAAUCAGUUUGGUUGUUUGCUUUUCCCCCUCGUUAUUUAUCAUUUUUCUUUGUUAACAUUGUCAAGUUCCUCUAUAACCACAGAGGAACAAGGGAAAAUGUAUGUAUGUAUGUAUGUAUGUACAGUGGGGGAAAAAAGUAUUUAGUCAG
Coregonus clupeaformis (lake whitefish) is the source of this 1989-nucleotide messenger RNA. Its product is annotated as CCN family member 1. Lineage: Eukaryota; Metazoa; Chordata; Actinopteri; Salmoniformes; Salmonidae. The record is from RefSeq and is a predicted model, not a curated record. Gene Ontology annotation, molecular function: protein binding. The transcript is spliced from 5 exons. Gene Ontology annotation, cellular component: extracellular region. Bases 251 to 1402 code for a protein of 383 amino acids. Gene Ontology annotation, biological process: signal transduction.